AUCAAUAAUCAGCUGCUAGCUGAUUGAGGUUAAGUCUAAUUUUUUUUUAACAUAUUUGGGGUAGAAUAUUUGUAUAGAUUUCACCGAAAAAUGAGUACAGAUUUAAUAGUAGAUACCCAAAUUCGGGUCUGGGUAUUUUUGCCCAUAGUUAUCAUAACCUUCCUGGUAGGAAUCAUUAGGCACUAUGUUUCAAUACUUUUAGCCAGCCAGAAAAAGGUGGAGACCCAACAGUUUCAAGACAGCCAAUUAAUUCUUAGAGCAAGAAUCUUAAGGGAGAAUGCCAAGUAUAUCCCAAAAGCGGCAUUUCUCUCUCGCAGACAGGCAUUCAACAAAGAGGAGGAUGGCUACCUAACUCAAAAGAGACCCGCAGUCACUCAGAAUAUGAUGACAGACCCAUCAAUGAUGACUGAUGUAGUCAAAGGUAAUUUGACCAAUGUAUUACCAAUGAUUAUAGUUGGAGGUUGGAUUAACUGGAUGUUUUCUGGCUUCAUUACAACCAAAGUACCAUUUCCGUUGACAUUAAGGUUUAAAUCUAUGCUUCAAAGAGGAAUUGAAUUGUCUCACCUGGAUGCUUCAUGGGUGUCUUCUGCCUCAUGGUAUUUUCUAAAUGUUUUUGGUUUAAGGAGCAUUUAUGCCUUAGUUCUUGGAGAGAAUAAUGCUGCUGAUCAGUCAAGGCAAAUGCAGGACCAGAUGUCAGGAGCAGCAAUGGCAAUGCCCCAAGAUCCUAAGGUAGCAUUUAAAUCAGAGUGGGAAGCAUUAGAAAUUGUAGAUCAUCAAUGGGCAUUAAGUGAUAUUGAGAGUAAAUUAAUAGGAGAUGAAAAAGUAGAUUAAUAAGGUUUCAUGUUGUAAGUAAAUUAAGGUAAAUUUGCCCACAUUAUUUUAUGUUGAGUUUUUUUUUAACCAAAUUUGAAUAUUAUAGAAAGGAAUUAUGUAUAACUAAUGCACUUUUAACUUGAGAUUUAAAUAGCAAUAUUCAAAAGAAUUUUGUAAAGGUUAAAUACAGUAUCUAAAAAAAUAGCUCAGGAAUAAUGCUAAUUUAGUAGGAUUGUAAUAAAAUUUGUGUAUUUAUUAUUACUAAUAAGGUUUAAUGUUAAGUUCAACAAAUAAAGUUUGGUUUGUGAGUA
Anthonomus grandis grandis is the source of this 1124-nucleotide messenger RNA. Its product is annotated as ER membrane protein complex subunit 3-like. Gene Ontology annotation, biological process: protein folding in endoplasmic reticulum. NCBI's taxonomy places the organism in Eukaryota, Metazoa, Arthropoda, Insecta, Coleoptera, Curculionidae. The record is from RefSeq and is a predicted model, not a curated record. Gene Ontology annotation, cellular component: membrane; EMC complex. The transcript has a single exon. The coding region runs from base 91 to 831 and encodes 246 amino acids.